Messenger RNA from Rotaria sordida, 597 nucleotides. NCBI's taxonomy places the organism in Eukaryota, Metazoa, Rotifera, Eurotatoria, Philodinida, Philodinidae. The record is from the annotation of a GenBank genome assembly.
AUGGCAUCAACGACAACUGGUACUACGAUCACAGGAAGUCCAACCGGGGCCAUAACACGAGCAGAUGAUCUGAUUAUUGGCAUAUGUAAUACAACAGCUGGUGGAUCUACUGGUAGAUCUGGCCAAAAUUAUCCAGGCGCCGAAAUUCCAUAUUACGCGAUUGAUGGUAAUAUAAAUACAAAAUAUCUCAACUUUGGAGAUGGAUCCUAUGGCUGCUAUGGUUCAGCUCCUCCCGGAAUUAAUACUGGAUUUUAUAUUACACCUACUAUAAGUAAUGCAACUGUUGCUAUUGGUCUUCUUUUUGCGACUGCAAACGAUUUCCCUAGUCGUGACCCAAUAAUGGUAACUCUUGAAGGAACAAAUGAAACAACUACUGAAGCUCUCAAUUCUGGAGCAAGUUGGACAUUGAUAUACAGUGGUUCAACAGGUAUUGAUUCACCUAUUGAUCCUGAUCGUCUAACAUAUGUUUCUCGACAAAAUUUCUCGAAUACAGUGGCCUUUAGUAGCUAUCGGCUUCUUGUAACUGCAAAACGUGGUAGUAGCGAUUCAGUGCAAUAUGCCGAAGCUCAUAUAAUGGGAUAUAUUUACAAUUCUUAA